Messenger RNA from Dreissena polymorpha, 1246 nucleotides. Its product is annotated as outer dense fiber protein 3-like. The coding region runs from base 1 to 702 and encodes 233 amino acids. The transcript is spliced from 3 exons. Lineage: Eukaryota; Metazoa; Mollusca; Bivalvia; Myida; Dreissenidae. The record is from RefSeq and is a predicted model, not a curated record.
AUGGGUUCAGGGCCGGGACCAGCGCACUACCAGUUGCCGACGACCGUUGGGAGGAACCAGGCGGACCUUACGAAAAAGUUUGCACCGGCGUUCUCGUUUGGAUCCCGCUCCUGGUCUUUGAAGACGGACAGCCGACCCGUGUACUUUCCCGUGUUCACAACAUCCCAGAAAAGCACACCCGCGUUUUCCUUUGGUUACAAACGCAAGACUCCGGAGAAGAAAGGCAUCGAGCCGGGACCGGCAGCUUAUGACACCACCAAUAUGGCGCCCACAUGGAUGCGCAAGGCGCCCGCCUUCAUCAUUGCGCACCGGAACAAGCUGCGCUCUGUGGACGCGACGCCGUCGUCCAAUACGUACAUGCUGCCGUCGACCCUCGGAAACCGCGUCCCACACCAGCCGGGUGGUAUUGCAAUCUCCAUGUGCGAGCGUCGGGAAAAGUUCGGGUAUGCCGAGGAUCUGGCCAAGACCCCUGGGCCUGCGGGCUACACGCUUCAUUCGGACAAUUCCACGAAAAAGAGGAGCCCGCAGUAUUCGAUGCUAGGAAGAAACAUUGUGCCGACAAAGUACAAUCCCGCCCCUGGACCCGGGACGUAUAAUCCGCAGAAUGUAAACAGUUUCUUUAAAAGCGGACCCAAGCACGUGAUCGGGAUUAGACAUUCGGAGUUUGUUAUGCCUACCAUAACACCGGCGGAUGUAGCUUAACAUAUUUAUUUGUUAUGCAAAUAUUAAUAUUUAGUGUUUAAUGUUUCUCACAAAUUUUCAACGUCCUCCGCUAGCAACGAUUUUUCAUUGCCCUAACCUCGAUGCGUAAAAGCUUUUCUCGAAAACCACUUUUUGGUAAUGAAAUUUAACUACGGCAUAUAAUAAGUAUAUCUAUAUUUUGUACAUUUGGUAUUAUGUUUCUUAUGUCACUUAUUCCUGUGUGAAAAUUGUUUUCUAUUGUUCACUUGCAUAGAUAGAUGUACGUGCAUUUUUAUUAACCUAAACUAUGUAUUAUAUAGUUACCUUGGUAGUUUCGUUGAAGUAUGUGAAAGACGUACUCUUUUUUGUCAACGAUAUCAAAUUACUACCAUGUUUAUCAAUUUUAAUUGUAGGUACCGGUAUGCACAAAUCGUACAAAAAUACGCCGACAAGGUUUUUAAUUAUGCUAUUAUGAAUUUGAAAUCAUCCUGAAACAAUGUUCGAAUGUUCUUUUUUCUUAUUCAAAUAUAUUCGACUAUCAGAUUUAUUAAACCAGAAAUCCCCA